AUGCAAUCUCUAUUCACAGUUUCCCCUCCCAGAUUAAGAUUUUUGAACACAACAGUAGCAAUUAUUUUGUCAAUUCUAAGGGCACACUCAGUUGGAGCUGACAUUGAUAUCUAUCGUCCAGCACAAUUUUCAGUCGGCAAUUCCUGCUACCUUGUCCUCUCUCCUCUUUCAUUCUGCAAUUUGUUUUCCUAAUUCCUAUAAAUUCAACACUAUCUGAUUCUAACCCACCAUCUUCAAUUCAUCAUCCAUAUGGCCACACCUACCACUUCUACCAAGCUCCUACUCUCUGACUUUGCAUCCACUGUUCAAAAUGUUCCCUCUAAUUAUAUCAGACCCAUCAAUGAGCGUCCAAAUCUCACACAAGUCCAAGUAUCAGAUGCUUCUUCUGUUCCUCUUAUCGACCUUGAUGGUCUUGACGGCCCCUGCCACUCUGAAAUCAUCGAACAGAUUGGUUUAGCAUGCCAACACGAGGGUUUCUUUCAGGUGAAGAACCACGGAAUUUCAGGGGAAAUGAUCAAUAACAUGUUAAACAUUGCAAGAAAAAUUUUCAAACUGCCAGAGAGUGAGAGGUUGAAGAGUUACUCUGAUGAUUCUUCUAAAACCACUAGACUCUCCACUAGUUUUAAUGUUAAGACCGAAAAGGUGGCCAACUGGAGAGAUUUCUUGAGACUUCAUUGUUACCCUCUUCAAGACUCAAUCUGGGAAACUGUUGACAAAUUUUCUUGCAAUGUUUAACAUGUUAUUAGGCUCUGUUUUCAUCAGUUGUCAUCUUGUGCAAAGUGAACAAUAACCAACACCCCGGAAGCCAUAGGU
Messenger RNA from Mangifera indica (mango), 813 nucleotides. RefSeq names its product protein DMR6-LIKE OXYGENASE 2-like. NCBI's taxonomy places the organism in Eukaryota, Viridiplantae, Streptophyta, Magnoliopsida, Sapindales, Anacardiaceae. The coding region runs from base 250 to 735 and encodes 161 amino acids. The record is from RefSeq and is a predicted model, not a curated record. The transcript has 2 exons.